GAAAUACCAUAACGUUCAUGCUGGGUUUUCUGCCGCACACGCUUCAUUUUGCUUCAACCUCGCACUCGAUUCUUACCUUAUAUAAAGAGGAAGAAAAUCCGUGGCCAUUUCCGAAGGUGAGUGUGAAUUUGAACUUCGAAAAGCACAAUUUUAAGGGUCCAGCAAAACCCUAUUCUCCCCGCCCCUUCUCCGUCCACCUCAAUGUCGCCGGCGGCGGCCGUGCGCUUGCGAUCUCCGAUCCAACCGUCCUCCAUGCAAAACCCUGAUUCGAUUCCCGAUGCAACCUCUCAUCCCCCUUUCGAUCACUCGUCUUUUAGCUAUGCUCAUUUCUCUAAGAGAGAUGAAAGCCUAAACCCUUCAGCUUUCGGUAAUGCCAGCGGCCUCGGAUUCGCCCCGGCUUUUGUUCAGCCUGGACUAUCGGGUGUAGGUUCAACAGCUUCGUCUAGGCCGAGGCCGAGGCUGGUGAAGCUCAGGAAGCAGUCAGCAUCUCAGCAUGCAAGGUCCAGAAGUAGAACAGCCACCGCUGAGGGAAGUUCAGGUUUUAAUCCAUUUCGGCCGACGGUUGGUUGCUCGGAUCAGGUAAACAGUUAUAAUUGUGCAAAUGGGUUUAUGGAAAGUCCUACCGGGGCAGAGAACGAUCCCGGAGCUGGUGAUGGGGGCUUCUUAAAUUGUCACUCGAAGUUCCAGAACACUGGUUUUGUGUUUGGUGCUCAGAGAAGUGAGCUUGCUGCAAAUUUAAAUUCCCAGCAUUUAGUUAAAGAAGAAUUGGGAUUCUCCCUUGACAGAGGGAAAGUAACAAAUGAGAAAGAAACGGAGAUUAGGAAAAGUGAUCACUUGGGGUUUAUCUUUAAUGCUAAGCGGAGUGACAUGGGAUCAAAUUCAUGCCAGGACAGAACAAAAACCAGUGAAAAUUUAGUAAAGACAGUUCUUGGCGAAAUAAGAAACGCGGAAUUGGAUUUGGAGUCCGAACAUAGGAAGAUUAGUUGUUCGGGUUUUGUUUAUUGUCCUGAUCAAAAGGAUUCAGACUCUAACUUAAAUAUCGUGAAGGCAGUAUGUAGUAAAGAUGUGGAGGACUCAGGCGUUGAUAAUGGCGAGGAGACGAAUUGCAAGGCUGAAAAAGAGUUUGUAAAGAAGGAUAGUUUUGUUUUCUUUUUUGGUGGCAGCCAAACUGGUAAAACAUCAAAUCCUAAUGCCGAAAAGCAGGAGUCCCUUGACAGUAUGCGAAAGUCAAAUUGUGAUAUGGGUUCCUUAAAUCCCAAGAAUGGGACAUUUAGUGAUAGUAAUAUACAUCCUGAUCAGGAUUACCAUCUAAGCAAUGAUCAGAGCGGAUCUGGAUGUACUAGUAGUACUGCUAAUACUCAUAGCACUUUCCCUGCUCAUAGUUUGACAGAUGAAAUGAAAAGGUUGAAUAUAGAUAAUUCUGAAAAAGUUAGUGGCGCUGAUAUCGAUAGAGAUUUAAAGGAUUCAUGUGUAAAUAGUAACAAUUGUUCUGUGUUUGGAAGAAGUGAGAAGGCUGCUGUCUCCUUUAGUGCAAGUUCAGGAGCUAAUGCUGACGUUCAACAGUGUCCUAAUGUUGCUUUAAAGAAUAUUGAUGGGUUCAAAACAUGUAAAAGAAAUGAUGUUCAAAGUGGAAUUGGUUGUGAUAUUGCCUAUGGUUCUGCAGGAAUAUCCUUCUCUAAGCCAUCCUCUAGUCAGGAAAGUGACUCGGGCAAAAUUCCUGAGUGUCAACCACCUGAAGAUUCAUUAGUGAAUGAAGCUAAAGCGUCAUUUUCAUUCUCAUCAUUUGGUCUUGACUCUCAAUCAAAUAGUCAUGUCUGUGCAAACCAUGCCAUGGGUGUAGAUCAAGAUAAGUGUUAUAACGGUUUUACAAACAUCCCUGGAGGACCUAAGGAGUUAACAGAUUUUGAACCACCAACAUGGGAUCCUUCUUGUUUUAAAGAAAAUUUAUUUCCUGCAUCAAAUAAAAAGGUAGGAUCCACACUAAAGGGCAGAUCUUCUAAAGAAAGAGGAGCAAAAGAGGUGAGGAGAAAAUCGAAGUCACGUUUAUUGAACAAGAAACUGAUAAAGAAAGAUCAAGCAUUAAAGGGAAGUGGUUCGCUCGAUACCCCAGAUUCUUGUGGUAGCUACUCACCCAUGGAUUUUUCUCCUUAUCAUGAAAUAAGAGAUGAUGAUCAAGAUAUUAAAGCUUCAGCGCAGUUAAAUGAACCAUCAAUCUCAGACCAUGACCAUGUGCCCUCAAAAAUUCCCAUUCCCUCUGAUUAUAAAGAUGAACAUUUGGCUGCUGCAGGGAACAGAGAAGAUAUUUAUGCUCAUGAUUACAAAUAUGGAGAUCCAAAUGAGUGUAACCCAUCAUCAAGUAAUGCAAAUUCUUCUGUUGGUGAUUCCCAAUUAUUUGGCUCUGAAGCAGCCUGUCCUAGUUUGAAUAAAGAACAGGUCUUCAGCAGUAGCAGAGCUGGAGAUUGUGCAGAUGCUGGAGUUGCCUUUAGGCCAUGUGCUGAUCAGUUUGCCUUUGCUCCCAGCCUUGGGGGUUCAACGCAAAAUUAUUUUACUUUUUCUGCACCAUCAAUUGGAGGGGGUACAGUUUCAUCAGCUAAGCGUAAAGAGAAGAAGAAAUAUAGGAGGAAAGUGGGAGUUGACUCAUUUAGUAUCUCUCCGAACCUGAAUCAUACACUGAAUAGAUCUGAAAAAAAUGAUCAGUUGAAGGGAGUGGAUUUUGCAUCCUUGGCUACAACUCAAGAAAUCUGUGAAAAGUGGAAACUCAGGGGAAACGAAGCGUAUAAACAUGGGGAUCUUUGUCAAGCUGAGAACUUCUACACAAUUGGAAUAAAUUUGAUCCCUCCAAGUGAAAGGUCAGGGUGCUUGAACGAGUCUCUUUCACUGUGCUAUAGCAACCGUGCAGCUACACGAAUGGGUCUUGGAAGGAUUAGGGAAGCUCUGGGGGAUUGCCUUGUGGCUUCUGCUCUUGACUCCACCUUUCUGAAAGUACAUAUGAGAACUGCAAAAUGUUACCUUUUGCUAGGAGAACUGGAAAAUGCUCAGCAGUAUUUCAAUAAGUGCUUGGAAUCAAGCAGUGACUUUUGUUUGGACCGGAGAGUUAUUGUGGAAGCAGCUGAAGGUCUGCAGAAAGCUCAGGAUGUGGCCGAGUGUACGAAUAGUGCUUCUGAACUCUUGAAAAAGAAGGUUUCUGAUGCAGCUGGUGAAGCUUUAGAACUAAUUUCUAAGGCAUUGUCAAUCAGUUUAUACUCAGAAAAGUUGCUUCAAAUGAAGGCAGAGGCUUUGUAUUUGCUACAAAAGUAUGAUGCUGCAAUACAGCUUUGUGAGCAGACCCAAAUUCUUGCGGAAAAAAAUUUGGCAACCGGUGCAGAGAAUGUGAAUACUUCCGCACAUGAUAGUAACUUAUGUGUCACAUUGUGGAGGUGGUCAUUGAUAUCCAAGUGUCACUUUCAUGUGGGAAGGCUUGAAGCAUCACUUAAUGCUCUUGAGAAGUUACAGCAAGCUGUGUCCCUCAACAAGUUUGGUGAUGACAUUGAAUAUUCAUUGUCAUUAGCUGCUACAAUACGAGACCUUCUUUCACACAAGAAUGCAGGAAAUGAAUAUUUUAAGGUAAAAAAGUAUACAGAAGCAAUUGAGGAAUAUACUGUUGCUUUGUCUAGCAACAUCAAGUCACGGCCUUUUGCGGCAAUAUGUUUCUGCAAUCGUGCUGCAGCAUAUCAAGCUUUGGGGCAAAUCGCUGAUGCCAUUUCAGACUGCAGUGUGGCUAUGGCCCUUGAUGGAAAUUAUGCUAAGGCAAUCUCAAGAAGAGCUACCUUACAUGAGACGGUGAGAGACUUUGAGCAAGCAGCUUGUGACCUCAGUAGACUUCUUUCCGUCCUUGAAAAUCAAUCUGGUGAAAGGAACAAGCAAUCUGGCACACCAGAUGGGUCAAAUGGAGCUGUGAAAGAAUCUAGGCAAGUGCGUCAUCAUUUGCUUUCAGUGGAAGAAAAAGCCAAAAAGCAAACUCCCUUAGACUUUUACCUUAUUCUAGGAGUCAAACCCAAUGAUACGGCGACUGAUAUAAAAAAGGCUUACCACAAGGCAGCUCUCAGACACCAUCCAGACAAGGCCGGUCAGUUGCUGGCAAGAGGUGAGGCUGGAGAUGAAGGCCAAAUCUGGAAGGAAAUUUCACAGGAGGUGUACAAGGAUGCUGAUAGGCUUUUCAAAAUGAUUGGAGAGGCAUAUGCUGUGCUUUCUGAUCCUACCAAGCGCUCAGAAUAUGAUUUUGAAGAGGAGAUAAGAAAAGCUAAGCAAACCAACAGAGGAGGCACAUGCCGCAGAUCUUCUGAUUUUAAUGGGUUUGGAAGACCGUCUGAUGUUUAUAGGUCUUCUGAUAGAAGUUCUAACAGACGACACGGACGGGAUCAUUGGAAGACACAUGGAAAUUCAUAUUCUCGAUGGUGAGAGGAUACUGAAGGGAUCGUUGACAUCCCCGGUCCAAAUUAAAGUGUUUAAGUGACGCUUCUUGUCCCCACUCGUGAUGAAGACCUUAGCUUGAUGAUAGUGUGAAAUAAGUGGUUUGAUUCUUUCGUCUCAGGCGGAGUUAUAGGAAGUGAUGUAGCAUCAAGCAGCCAAGACAAAAGGAUUGGGAAGGUAGACAAGAAAAUCUUGUUUUGAUCAAUACAGAUCACUUUCAAUUUUUUGUUUAGGGUAGUGCCCAACCCCAACCAAUGACUAGCACAGUGUAUUUGUGUACGUAAUAACUCAAUGACACGGAAAAGACGUUGUAGUGGUUCGAUCGUAUAUAUUGUAUGUGUCUGGCAUGAGGUGCCAUUUAAGAAUGAUUUUAUUACGGUUUC
Prosopis cineraria is the source of this 4832-nucleotide messenger RNA. RefSeq lists its product as uncharacterized. Lineage: Eukaryota; Viridiplantae; Streptophyta; Magnoliopsida; Fabales; Fabaceae. The record is from RefSeq and is a predicted model, not a curated record. The coding region runs from base 202 to 4437 and encodes 1411 amino acids. Gene Ontology annotation, molecular function: protein binding. The transcript is spliced from 12 exons.